AUGUGUACAUCCUUUAACGCUCUGAAUGGAGUGCUAUUAGACAACACCUUCGAUGCUCCAGGAGCUCCUGAAUUCAAAUUUAUUUCUGUGACUGGUUUGGCUAUCAAUCCAUGCGUAUCCAACUGUACCGGGUCCGCUGAUGGACGUUUUCCAGAUUGCGAUAGUUGUGCGACGUACCAUGUUUGUUCCAAUCAACAGAUAACCAGACAGAAUUGUGCUGUUGGUUCCCAGUACGAUCUCAUUUCCGAAACUUGCCAACCACAGGCUCAAGCUGUUUGUGGCAAUAAUUUCUAUUCACUGCCAACUCAGUGUACGGUCGACUGCUCGAAUGUUGGAAGUGGGGAAUUCCCUUACUGUGGAGACUGUAGUAAAUAUAUAGUCUGUAACGCCGGUUCAGUUGUACAACCGAUACAAUGUCCCAACAACGAAGUCUACAACCUCCUGGUUCGUUCUUGUACUCCUCCUAGUGGAUCUGUUUGUGGAUAUUACCCAUCACUUUCGUCCUUAAGCAGUCUGACUAAUAACCUAGAUCUGGCACCAUCAAAUCAAUUACCACAGCUCUCCUUAACCAUUGAAGGUACAGCAUGUACAUCAGACUGUAAAGAGGUGUCACAAAAUGGGGCUUACCCAUAUUGCGCAUCAUGUUCUGCGUUUGUUUUAUGCUACAACAACGCAAUUUUUCAACGUAUCAGCUGCCCUAAUAAUCUCAGAUUUGAUGCUGUCAAUCUGAGAUGUGAUCUUCAAGACGUAGCUAUCUGUGGGACUCCCCCAGAGAUGACUACAGGGGUACCGUCAAGUGAAAGGGUUACCCCAGCUGCAUUCAUCAUCAAAGAGUGCAUGGUACAGAGUUGUAGCGAGCUCACGGGAAUCGGUCAGUAUCCGCUAUGUGGUGCUUGUGAUAAAUCAGUUCUAUGUUUCGGUGGAGUACCCAUCAUCAAAAUGUGUAACAGAGGACUUUUGUUUGAUGCCGUCAAUAAACGAUGUACCUUUCCCGAGUCAGCAUCUUGUGCGAUAGCGCCAGUAGUUGUAGGAACAUCACCAGCAACAUCACCAAGAACAUCGCCAGCAACAUCACCAGAAACAUCACCGGCAACAUCACCAACAACAUCACCAACAACGCCACCAGGCAUUACUCCACGACAAACAGUUGUAACAACAUGUUCCACCGACUGCAGCAACAUUUCUGGUGUACGUUACGUUCCUGUCUGUGGUGACUGUAGCCGAGGUUUAUUUUGUGCAUUUGGGAGAAUACGUACCAUCAUACCAUGUUCUUCUGGCUUUUUGUACGAUUUCAUCACACGCACUUGUCAGAGGCCAGCGUUUACCACGUGUGGAGUUGGGGAGCUCGUUGAGGAACCCACCACUACUGCAGCAACAGCCGACCCGAAUCCAGACUGCAUCAGUACCUGUAAUGGAAGACGCAAUGGAUCUUAUCAGUCUUGUGCGGGAUGUACAUUCUAUGUCAAUUGUUUCAAUGGUUCAUUCAAUGGCGUAGCUUGUCCUGUUGUGUUCGGGAGGUUCCAAACAUUCUGGGAUGAUAAUCUCAAAACCUGUGUCUUCAGAUCGUCUACUUGUAGCUCUAUAGGAAAGUAA
This is a messenger RNA of Lottia gigantea (owl limpet), 1593 nucleotides long. RefSeq lists its product as hypothetical. NCBI's taxonomy places the organism in Eukaryota, Metazoa, Mollusca, Gastropoda, Lottiidae. Gene Ontology annotation, molecular function: chitin binding. Gene Ontology annotation, cellular component: extracellular region. Bases 1 to 1593 code for a protein of 530 amino acids. The record is from RefSeq and is a predicted model, not a curated record. The transcript is spliced from 11 exons.